AUGAAGAAAAGUACCACUGCUAAACACUUACAACAGGAGCAAUUUGAUGAAAGGGUCGAGCAUGGUACUUAUUUUGGGAGCGAGAGUGGAAAGGGCUCUUCCUCCACUAUACAUAGUAGAGGUGCACGGGGUCCUAUGGAUCAGUAUAUGACUACUCCAGGAGCGGAUAGAGGAGAAGCAGAGAUGAUCCCUGCAGCUGAGGAGGUGAAAAAUGCUACAUUCAUUUUCAAUUUACUUGAUGGGGUUAUUGAGGAGAUUGGGGAGCAAUUGGUUGUCCAGGUAGUGACUGAUAAUGCCAGUGCAUACAAAGCAGUUGGUCAGAUGUUAAUGGAGAAGAGGACACACCUAUAUUGGACACCCUGCGCAGCACAUUGUAUCGAUCUCAUUUUGGAGGAUCUUGGUGACUUACCUCAGCACAAGAGUGCACUUUCUAGGGCGAAGAAGAUUACGAAGUUCAUCUACAAUCACUCUUGGGUCUUAAGCUUGAUGAGAAAGUUUUCAAAGAAAGAAAUCAUUCGCCCUGCAACCACUAGGUUUGCCACCUCCUAUUUGACACUGCAGAGCUUGAUGGAGGUGAGGCAACCUUUGGAAGCAAUGUUUACAUCUACUGAAUGGCUAAAUUCUACUUGGGGGAAGAAAAGUGAGGGGAAGGAAAUAAGAAAGAUAAUUCUAAAUGAUAAAUUUUGGGCUACUGUAACCUAUGCCAUUUUGAGCACGAGACCCUUAGUGCAAGUUCUACGCUUAGUGGAUGCAGAGAAAAAAUCAGCUAUGGGUUUUAUUUAUAAUGCUAUGGAUGAGGCCAAGGAGAUGAUUGCACACAACUUGGGAGGAGAGGAGGCAAGUUAUAGGGAGAUUUGGGAUAUCGUUGAUGCUCGGUGGGAGGUGCAGUUACACCGUGAUUAUAUUUUUUCUUGA
Messenger RNA from Dendrobium catenatum, 915 nucleotides. RefSeq lists its product as uncharacterized. The record is from RefSeq and is a predicted model, not a curated record. The transcript has 3 exons. Lineage: Eukaryota; Viridiplantae; Streptophyta; Magnoliopsida; Asparagales; Orchidaceae. Bases 1 to 915 code for a protein of 304 amino acids.